Molecule: messenger RNA, 2541 nt
Organism: Thermochaetoides thermophila DSM 1495
Lineage: Eukaryota; Fungi; Ascomycota; Sordariomycetes; Sordariales; Chaetomiaceae
Product: tRNA ligase-like protein
Exons: 1
Coding region: 1-2541 (846 amino acids)
Biological process (GO): tRNA splicing, via endonucleolytic cleavage and ligation
Cellular component (GO): nuclear inner membrane
Molecular function (GO): GTP-dependent polyribonucleotide 5'-hydroxyl-kinase activity; phosphoric diester hydrolase activity; ATP binding
Source: RefSeq, a predicted model, not a curated record
AUGGAUGGUACCGCCGAGAAGCAAAGAGAUUCGCUGGCGUCGAGGUACAAGGCCUCGACCGACUAUGCUAAAGAUGCCGAGGGCUUGACGGCGCCAUACGUCAGCCAAGACCCCCAGGAGACGGCCGCCCUAGUGCGCGCCCUCGACGAUGCGGCCAAGAAGGGCAAGAAGAGCGGCGGCUUCAGCGUCAAGAAGACCCGGUACGCCGUUGCUAGCUCGCCGACUGGCGCCGAGGUCGAUUCAUGGCGCUUCAAUGACUGGGACUACAAGAAGCCCGAUUUGCCGACCUAUGCCCGGGGCCUGUUCACCACUCGCACUCAGCAUGGUGUCCCAGAAAUUGCCGUCCGUGGCUACGACAAGUUCUUCAAUAUCGACGAGACUCGCGACACUGCUUGGUCUGCCAUAAGGGAAAGGACCAAGGGUCCGUACGAGCUCACACUCAAGGAGAACGGCUGCAUCAUUUUCAUCAGUGGUCUCGAGGACGGUACGCUUCUCGUCUGCAGCAAACACUCUACUGGUGACAGGUCAGACGUUGCCCUCAGCCAUUCCAGCGCUGGUGAGAAGCAUCUCGAGGCUCAGCUAGAACGCAUCGGCAAGACGAAGGAGGAACUGGCUCGUGAGCUGAGGAAGCGAAAUGCUACCGCAGUGGCUGAACUCUGUGAUGACUCCUUCGAGGAACACAUUUUGGCCUAUGGCCCGGAUAAGGCUGGUCUGUACCUGCACGGCAUCAACCUCAAUAUUCCCGAGUUUAUCACAUACCCAUCGCCGCUUGUGCAAAAGUUUGCCGAGGAUUGGGGCUUCAGGAAGACUGGUCUAAUUAUCAUCGAUAACAUUGAUGAUGUGAAGGCUUUCCUUGAAGAGGUUGCUGAGACGGGUGCUCAUGACGGCCGUGAUGUCGAGGGCUUUGUCAUCCGCUGCAAGAAGUCAACGAAUCCGGGCGUUGGGCCAUACCACGAUUGGUUCUUCAAGUACAAGUUCGAGGAACCUUACCUGAUGUACCGGCAGUGGCGUGAAUGUACCAAGGCUCUCAUCUCCGGCAAGCAGCCCAAGAUCAAGAAGCAUGUCAAAAUCACGGAGGAGUACCUUCUUUAUGCUCGCAAGCGCCUCGCUGCCGACCCCAAGUUGGCCAAGCUGUAUAACCAGAACCACGGCAUUAUCAAACUGCGGAAUGACUUCCUGGAGUACAAGAAUAUGAAGGGCACCGAUGCCGCUAAUCUCGAAGACGACGGUGCGGCUAGCGUGACGCGUGACAUCAUUCUUGUACCCAUUGCUACGAUCGGCUGUGGCAAGACGACCCUUGGCGUCGCCCUAACCAAGCUGUUUGGAUGGGGGCACAUCCAAAAUGACAACAUUACUGGCAGCAAACGCCCUCCGCGGUUUACCAAGGCCGUUCUGGAUGAACUCAACGAGCACCCAGCCGUGUUUGCUGACAGGAAUAACUCUAUGAGGCAAGAGCGGAAGCAACUUCUGACCGACGUCAAGAUGCAGCACACAACUGCAAGGCUUGUUGCUCUCCAUUUCGUCCACGAUGACAUCAACACCGUCAGAAAGGUGACUCAAGAGCGUGUGAUCCAGCGGGGUGACAACCACCAGACGAUCCAAGCUGCUACAGACGUGAACAAGGUCAUUGGUAUCAUGGAAGGCUUUAUUCAUCGCUUCGAGCCUUGCGAUCCCGAGAAGGACCCAGACGAAGGGUUUGAUGCCGUGAUCGAUUUGGAUCCCACAGCUGGUAGCAGGGAAAAUCUGGAGGUUGUCAUCAGGGAGCUACAUCGCCUUUAUCCAAACUUCGUAAAGGAAGUGCCACCCGCCGAGGCCAUGGACGAAGCGAUCAAGUUUGCUAUGGAAAGCUACAAGCCAGAUCUCCGGCACAUUAUUCCUGAUCGUUCCAAGAACAAGGAUAAGAAGAAAGAAGGCAAGCAAGAACAGCAGCAGCAGCCUGCUGCUCAAAAGCCGCCUAAGAAAAAGCCUUUGGAGUAUAUGUCUGUCGACAUGCCCACUAAAGGUGUCCUGGAUGCCCUCGAGAAGACUUUCGGAUCGGUACCCGUCGAACAGGCCCGCUUUUUCAAGCAACUCCAGGGCACGCGGCGUGUUCAGGCCAAGUUCCAUGUCACUCUCAUGCAUCGUGCUACAGCCAAGGAACACCCCGAACUUUGGCAGCGUUACACUAAGCUGCACGGAGAGGCAACUGCAGAGAAUCCGGAUGCUCAGCUUGGGGAGCUUGACGUUCAACUCGAGCGAGUGGUUUGGGAUUCGCGCAUCAUGGCCAUAGUCGUGCGUUUGAUCCCUGUCAAUCCCGAGGACGCUGAGGUGAAGGACCCAGCAAAGCCCGACCAACCUGGCCAGCCCAAGUGGCAGUGUGUCAACCGCGUUGCUCAUAUCACUGUCGGCACACGUGAUGAUAGUGUGAAGCCCAAGGAGAGCAACGACUUGCUGUGCCGCUGGCUUGAAGUGGGCAGUGGCGGUGAGACAGGCAUCGGAGAGCUGAUCAUGCAGGGCAAGCCGAUCCUCAGGGGCAUCGUCAAGGGUGUGUUGUCAAGGUAG